Molecule: messenger RNA, 3544 nt
Organism: Klebsormidium nitens
Lineage: Eukaryota; Viridiplantae; Streptophyta; Klebsormidiophyceae; Klebsormidiales; Klebsormidiaceae
Source: the annotation of a GenBank genome assembly
CUCUGCCACUGCAGUCAUGCAUUGGUCCUUCCACUUCGAGUUCUGGCAGACUUGGCAGUGGCGAAGUGUCCAUAGCAUUUCCAAGGAUUCUCCUUGAUCCGGCUAGGGCAUUAAAGAGGCUAAGGGCACCUACUCGCGUCAAGAAAAAGUUUGAUUCAGGCUCUAGAUGCUCACGCGGAGUCACGGACCAACAAGAAGUUUCCAGAUGCUUGGCCGCAAUUGAUCCUGGAUUCGCAGACUUUGGUUUGUACCAGCAUUUGUAGGAUUGAGCAUUGUUCCCGGCUUUAUUUUUGGGGAAAGUCUGCACCACCAAGUACGUCAAUACCUAGCGCAAAUUACAUCAGGAGCGCUGAUUAGCAGGGGUAGCCAGGUCUGACUGCAAUCUGCAGAUUUGACAAUUGAUCGUUCCAUAUUGAUGUGCAGACAACUGGUGAGGAGCUGCGAGCUGGCAAACACUGACGCAUCGAGCAGCUCUGCAUCCCUCAAAAGGUCAAGAAGGCUGCAAUGGGUCUCAGAAAAGCUGGAACCUCCAGACCUCGUCUUGUUGACAACGUUGCUGCCCAUGCAAACGGACUAACGCACAUUGCCUGGUCCACAAAUGGCAAGCACGUUCUGACUGGGGGCUGUGAUGGAAAGGUUACGAUUGCUGUGGCCCCAUCCAAGGAUGUAGAGGCAAAGACAGUGUGCAGCAUAAAUGACCAUGAGGAGCCGAUCACAGCACUGGCCGUCAGCCCCAGUGGGAAGCACUUUGCGUCUGCGGCUGAAGAUCACAUAGUGAAGCUAUACAGCUAUCCUGAUGGCAGGUUUGACAGCAACGUCACGCGCUUCGCCCUGCCCCUCCGCUCCCUCGCCUUCAGCGCCACCGGCGGGACCCUCGCGGCCGGGGGCGACGACGAGGGAAUCCGUCUGAUCUCCGUAGCCGAUGCCUCCAUCUCACAAGUGCUGAAAGGGCACCGUGGCUCCGUGAGCAGCCUAGCGUUUGACCCCCAGCACACACUCCUCGGCAGCAGCGGCAGCGAUGGCACCAUUUUGGUGCAUGACAUUGAGGCGGCAAAAGUGGUACACGAGCUGCGUGAGGUGGCGCCGAAAGGAAAAUCAGAGGAAGGGUUUGGGAACACAGUGGGGUGGCAUCCGGACGGGAAGCUGAUGGCGGUACCUGGGGCGGAGAAUCAGAUCCUCGUCAUCGACCGAGUCAGCGGAGAGGUCGCUUUCUCUCUGAGCGACAUCCACACACAGGCGGUGGCCACUCUUGCCUGGUCUCCCAAUGGCCGCUACCUCGCCAGUGCAGACCGGGAUCAGGUGGUUCUUAUUUGGGACAUGGCAAAGCGGGAUGUUUUGGGGCGGUAUGAUCACGUGGCCGACAUUUCGGGCCUUGCGUGGCGGCCCGGCGGGAACGACCUGGCAGUGGCAGACUGGGGAGGCAAUUACGGCAUCUGGGAGUCCGCCAUCCCCUUCCACCUCCCCAGCCCCUGCGGCUCUUCCGAGGCCGUCGAACCAGAAGUGUCCCUCCGUUUCAGCAUGCACGACUCGGACGAAGACGACAACUCACCCAGAAACAGUCAGGGCACCAGCAGCGGAGACCCAGAACUAGACGGCGAUGACGAAGAAGCCCCGGGAAAGGAAACCCGACAUGCGCCGCCGGCUAAGAAGGCUGCCAAGCCCGUUGCGAAAGAGGGAAGUGCGCUGGCAAAGGAAACUAGGGAUGAGGUCAGGAUUGUGGCGGCGGCGGUGCCGAUGCAACCGCCGUUUCAGUCCGGGGGCACAAGCGGGAACACCAGCCGGCGGCACUUUCUGGUGUACAACAUGCUGGGGUGCGUCACAUCGCAGCAGGAAGAGGGGCAUGCGACGGUCCAGGUAGAGUUCCACGACACCAGCCGUGCCGGCAGCCGUCUCCCCGCCCUCACCGACUUCUUCGGUUUCACAAUGGCUGCCCUUGGAGACGCGGGAGCGCUCCUCGCGGCGCCGAAGCGGGGCGGCAAGUCGCCGAGCGCUCUCAUGUUCCGGCCGCUCUCGAGCUGGGCGCCAAACGCGGAGUGGUCUGUUCGCUUGCCCGAGAGCGAGGAAGUGCUGGCGAUCGCUCUGGGGCGCUCCUUUAUCGCCGCUGCCACUUCCCUCGGUGUGCUGCGGAUAUUCUCUCUGGCCGGGGUGCAACGUUUUGUGGCCAGCUUAUCCGGGCCCGUGGUGUCUCUGGCUGCGCACGAGAGCCGACUGGCGGUCGUGACCCACGCGGGCGCUCCUCUGCCGGAUGGAAGCCAGGUGCUAGAAGUCGCUCAGUGGGACAUCGGAUCGCACGCGUUGUGUGGCCCGAGGGGCGCGCCCCUGAGGCUGGCUCUGAGCCCCAAGGCUACGCUGACGUGGCUCGGCUUCACGGAGGAGGGCCAGCUGGCAACCUAUGAUUCGCAGGGGAUGCUGCGCGUGUUGGUCGAAGAAAUGGGCGGCUGCUGGGUGCCUUUCUUCAGUUCUGCGAGCGAGCGGAAGAGUGCAAGCGAGCGCCACUGGGUGGUGGGCGUCGGCGACAAGGACCUGUACUGCAUCCUGUGCAAGGCGGACGGACCGGACGCACAGCCGCAGGUGACCCCCCGUCCCGUGCUCCGGCUGCUCCCGCUGGCGCUGCCGCUGCUUCCGGGGGACAGCGCCGCCCUGGAAGAGGAGGGCGUCAGGCUGACGUUGCAGCGCGCGCGCGCGCAGGCGCACCCCAGGCGAGAGGAGGAGAUCCUGGGGCUCGAGACCGCCCUGGACAGGAACCUGGUGCGCCAGAUGGCGGCCGCCUGCGCAGGCGACAACGCGGUGCGCGCGCUCGAGCUCGCGAGCCAGCUGGUGCUGCACAAGUCGCUGGAGGGCGCGCGGCUGUACGCGUCCACUCUGCGGAUGGGCGCGCUGGCCGAUAGGAUAUCCGCCCUGCAGCAGGACCAAAUGGAUGCGGAGGCCUCUCGCCCCCCUCCCGCCUACUCGACGACCCCCGUUCCGUCCGUCCGGCCGCCCUCCUUCCCUGGCACCACGACACCUCUUCCGGCGGAACCUCGAGAGCCCCAACUGCCACCCGUUACCCCGGCGUUCACUCCCGACCUCAACCCUGCGUCUAAACCCUCAUUCACGCCAGCCCCGAGCUCUAAUCCCGACGUCACACCGGCCAAGCCGCAAGAACCGGCCGCCACUAAGCCCUCCCAACAGAAAGAGGCCCCCGCUACGGUGUCAAAACCGGAGCUGAAAAUAUCUUCCGUGUUUGGGGUCGCGAAAGAGAUGAAGCCGAGCCCGUUUGCGAAAAAGGCGGCGCCCGCGGUCAAGGAAUCGCUCAUGAGCUCGCUGAGCUCGGCGCAGAAGCAGCAGGCCGUCGCGGCCGCGGCCGCGGCCGCGGGUGGGUUGAAGAGGAAGGGCUUGCAGAGCAGCGGGAUGAGUAACGUCGCGAAAGCUCCCAGGAAGUAGGUGCGGUUGAGGAGCAGCGGAAGUCUUUGCGUUACAAAAACGAUGUUGAUCAGCCACGAAGGUCAUCAAACACUGACCUUCCCAAUCAAGCGCGGAUUCCAUCAUGCGUACUCCCUUUCGG